AGAGGGCUACAUAAAUUUUAUGAAAUUCUCGUUUACCCAUGAAAAAUAAGGGAGGGAAGUUAUACCCCUCUUCUGGUAUGACGUCGGAGGCAGAGGCGGCGCCGCCGCCGGUAAAGCCUCGGAGUGGUAAGCUAUGCACCAUUUGCAACGCCAGACGGGCGGCGCUCAAGCGUCCCAAAACCCUCGAGCAAAUAUGCAAGGAGUGCUUUUUCGAAGUCUUCGAAGACGAAAUUCACCGAGUUAUCGUAGAUAAUCAACUCUUCAGGCGGGGUGAACGCAUCGCCAUUGGAGCUUCUGGAGGAAAAGAUUCCACUGUGCUUGCUUAUGUGCUGUCCGAAUUGAACCGCAGGCACGAUUACGGGCUGGAUCUUUUCCUGCUCUCGAUUGAUGAGGGCAUCACUGGUUACAGGGAUGAUUCACUUGAAACUGUCAAAAGAAAUGAAAUCCAGUAUGGUCUUCCUCUCAAAGUUGUUUCAUAUAAGGAAUUAUAUGGGUGGACGAUGGAUGAAAUUGUGAAGCUUAUUGGUUUGAAGAAUAACUGCACUUUUUGUGGUGUUUUCCGUCGCCAGGCCCUUGAUCGUGGUGCUGCGCUUUUGAAAGUAGAUAAGCUUGUAACUGGACAUAAUGCUGACGACAUAGCUGAAACUGUCCUUUUAAACAUAUUGAGAGGUGAUAUUGCCAGGCUGAGUAGAUGCACCUCUAUAACAACUGGUGAAGAUGGACCUAUUCCGAGAUGCAAGCCUUUUAAAUACACUUAUGAGAAGGAAAUUGUGAUAUAUCCUUGCUAUAAUAUGGCUCCUAUUUUAUUUCGUUUAUAUGGUAUUUACUCCCUGAACGCUUAUCGUGGUUUUGCUAGGGAAUUCAUCAAAGAUUUGGAGAGAAUCAGCAACGAGCUCAGUCUCGACGGGCGGAGGCGGCCACUCUCCGGAGAGAUCCACCUCCGAUAUGGUCUUCUCUCCGUCUCAUCCGCGGUUGUGGAGAUCGCCGACGGGGCGCCUCGCCUGGACCACGACCUCCACUUCCUCCGUGAACUCUCCCACGCACACCCCGGUUGCCGGCGGCACGGUUCAUCUGCAAAUCCCAUACCACGUUGCGUCACGUCUUUCGUUUGCGGCAUAUUGUCGCCCCGACGGCAUCGCGAAUCGCCAAGAGCUAUACUCGACAUCAUAAAAUCAGGCGAGGACUUUAGGAUCUCGACUUCUACUAAAAUGCCAGAGCAGGGAAAUUGCGAAAGGUGUGGUUACAUAUCUAGCCAGAAAUGGUGUAAAGCUUGUGUUUUACUGGAGGGACUUAACCGGGGUUUGCCCAAGCUUGGUAUAGGGCGUAGCCGAAUUUCUGACAACGAGCGGAAUAAGGAUAUGAAAAAAACUAAUGGGACAGAGAGUUUACAGAGCAAGCAAUGUGGGAGCCUCGACUUCUGAGGUACACACUCAUCACAAGCUGUAGUAGGCAAAGUAUUAUAUUCUCAUAAGCAUGAAAUAGUCCCAGGGUUUCAAUUAUUAGCUGUGGUUUAUUUCUUAAUGGAUACGUUGUUUUCCAUUUAUGAAAUUGGAAGUGGUGAUAUUAAGCUUUGGAUUUUCUGUUCCUGGUCUUUAAAAUUCUAUGAAAUGGAUAGAAUAUGAGGACUAAGUUGUUUGGAAAGUAAGGAUUGGUUUUGAUGGUUGAAUUUGGUGAGGGGUUAAUAUCUAAUCAUAGAAGAUGAAUUUUCAUCUGAGAUAUAGAUUCAAGUGUAGUUGAUGGCUUUGAAAAAGAGAUCACUGUGUAUUUCAUAUCUGAUGCUUAUAAAAUGGAAAAGAGAUUAUGUUCGAUAUUUAGAUGUGGGCUAUACAUUGAUGAAGAGAACAGGAACACAAAUGAUGCUGUGAGGUGCCCUAAAGGCUAAAGGUUAAGCGGGUCGAUCUAUCAUACUAUUUGAAAUUCAGAGAAAUAUCAUGCUUUUACUCUUGUUGUUUUUUAGAGUAUGGAAAUUUAUAUAAUUGUUGAAAAAAUAUAGUUAUAUAACGGUUAGAGUUUGCCCGGACAAGAAAGAUUUAUUUAAUAAUGUAUUUUGUUGAAGAUGCACUUAG
This is a messenger RNA of Striga asiatica, 2066 nucleotides long. Lineage: Eukaryota; Viridiplantae; Streptophyta; Magnoliopsida; Lamiales; Orobanchaceae. The record is from the annotation of a GenBank genome assembly.